Messenger RNA from Cotesia congregata, 1011 nucleotides. The record is from the annotation of a GenBank genome assembly. NCBI's taxonomy places the organism in Eukaryota, Metazoa, Arthropoda, Insecta, Hymenoptera, Braconidae.
AUAGAAACAUUUUUUCUCGGGCACUGCGUUAGAGGUAUUAAGAAAAACUCUCCUAAGGAAAAUCAUGAUAAUAAGCAAUACUGUCCACUGGAGCUCAGAAUCCGAAUGAAUGGCCAGAAAGAUGCAUUCGUCGUCAAAGAGUGGAAUCAUCAUCACAACCAUGAUCCUCCAAAGAAGUGCAAGGACUGGAUAAAUGGCAAUCAGAAAAAGGGGAAGGGGAAAGGACAAAAGAAAGAAAGGACACUGGAAGAGGAAAUUAUAGAGAACUAUUUAGAUACAUUGAGAAAAAAUUUAAAUUCAUCAAUGGACACACUGAAAGAAAAAUUAAAGCUAUUAAAGGAAUGUGGAAAGAAAAUAGCGGAAUUGGAUGGAGAUGGAAAAGAUUUACAUUUUAUAAAUAUUGAUUCUGAAGACGACGACGGGAAAAAGUCGGAAGAGUCAGAAGAUGAAAAAGAAGAGGAAGAAAUGUCAGAUAGUAAUGAACAAAUGACAGAAAUUGAUAAAGAAAAUGAUCAGAACCAUAAAAGGAAAGGAGAAAAGAGAAAACUGAAUCAAAAUAAAGAAAGAGUUAAAGAAAAUAAGAAAAACAAAGGCGAAGGAAAUGAGAAAGAAGAAGAGGAAAAGAAAAGAGAAGAUAAAGAUGAAGGACAAACAGAAUCAGGUGAAAAGGAAAUUUUUAAAGAAAUGGAGGGAAAGAAAGGAGAAGAAAAAGAUGAAGGACAAACAGAAUUAGGUGAAACGGAAAUUUAUAAAGAAAGUGGAGGUAGUAACCUGAGCGACAUGGAGAAUAUGGUAACGUUGAAAAAUAUGUUGGAAAAUCUAGUAGGACAAGAAAUAACAGCAAGGUGUGAGGCGGGGUAUAUAGUUUCGAAAGAAGAUUUGAGAGAAAUGAAUGAAGGGUUGUUAGAAUUUUUGAGAGAAAAUGCGACCAUAGUGGAAGGAUUAGAAAACAUGGUAGAACCUGAAGUUCUCAAACAUUUAAAUUUUUUAAUACAUAAUGGUGCAAUCUGA